Molecule: messenger RNA, 1979 nt
Organism: Cryptomeria japonica (Japanese cedar)
Lineage: Eukaryota; Viridiplantae; Streptophyta; Pinopsida; Cupressales; Cupressaceae
Product: heptahelical transmembrane protein ADIPOR3
Exons: 4
Coding region: 410-1735 (441 amino acids)
Cellular component (GO): membrane
Molecular function (GO): signaling receptor activity
Source: RefSeq, a predicted model, not a curated record
UCACUCAGUUAUUGGCUGAUAAUUUUUACAAUAGCUUGUUUUUUGGUUUGUUUUUUGCUUUUUAAGAAUAUCUAGCAAUUGGUUAUCCCAAUGGAGCAAUUUGUCUUGAGGUAUUGGGAGUUCUAUAAGUAGUUGUGCUCUUAGCCAGCAAAACAAUGUUUCCCUUUUUCCAGCAAAUCGGAGGGAAUUUUCCUUAUUUCUCAGCAAUUUGCAUGUAAUUUUCCAUAUCUGGAUGAAUAAGUGGGCAGUAAAUUAGGCAAUAGUGGCCUUAAGUACCCGUCAGAAAGUUGUUUGUUUAGAUAUUCAAUUUUAAACGACUUGUUUACAGAUUUUGGGAAUGUCUUAACCAGAGCAGAAAUCUUCAUUGUUUUGAAAUUGGUUCUUUUAAAAAUUUUGAGCAAUUUUAUAGAUGGGUACACAGGCUCAAUCCAAUUCUGGCAAUAUGAAUAAUCGGCAAGGCAAAGAUAGAAUGGAUUUCACAAGUUCGGAUGAUUUAACGACAAUUCCGGAUGUCACAAGUUCGGAUGAUUUAACGACAAUUCCGGAUGUGGGAUAUGAUGGUGAAGAUGUUGUUUCACCAGGGCGGACCAAGAGGCUGUGGAAGAAGGUCAAGUACCAGCUUGUAGAUUAUCAUGCCUUGCCUGAAUAUUUGCGUGAUAAUGAAUACAUUCUACGAUAUUACAGGUCAGAGUGGCCUCUCAAGCAGAUUCUCUUGAGCAUCUUUUCUAUCCACAACGAGACGCUCAAUGUCUGGACGCACUUGGUGGGUUUCUUUAUUUUUCUCUGCUUGACAGUGUACACUGCAGUAAAGAUUCCUGAAGUUGUUGAUCUUUCAUCUCUGCAUACCUUGCCUCAUAUACCUAAUAGAGAUAAUUUCCACAAAUUCCAGUUGGAGCUUAUGUCAUGCUUUCCAUCAUUGCCCAAUAAGGCAGACUUCCAAAGACUACAGGAAGAAGUAAAGUCAGCUUUGCCUUCCAUAACAUCACUUUCAUCCAUAUCUCAUUGGCACCUGCCAGAGGUGCUUGCAAAUUGCUUACCAGAGAGCUUAUCGCAUGCUAAUCGCACUGAGCAAUGUGUUCUGCAAAAGAUGAAACAGGACUUCGCAAGCAUGAUUGCUUCAUAUCUGCAACAACCAAUAACUCGAUGGCCCUUUUUUGUGUUCCUUGGAGGUGCAAUGUUUUGUCUUCUUGCAAGCAGCACAUGCCACCUGCUUUCAUGCCAUUCAGAAAUACUUUCCUAUAUCAUGUUACGAGUUGAUUAUGCUGGAAUUGCUGUAUUGAUAACUACUUCAUUUUAUCCUCCAGUGUAUUAUUCAUUUAUGUGCAAUCCUUUCUUCAGGAAUAUGUAUUUAUCUGUCAUUACUUUGAUGGGAAUAGCUACUACCCUUGUGUCUUUGUUGCCAGUUUUUCAGAAUCCAGAAUUUCGCACUUUUAGGGCAUCAUUAUUUUUUGGCAUGGGAGUAUCUGGCAUUGCACCUAUUCUUCAUAAGCUGAUACUUUAUAAGGAUGAGCCUGCAGCUCUCUACACAACUGCAUAUGAAGUUGCCAUGGGUGUUUUCUAUGGCCUUGGAGCAUUGGUGUAUGCAUUGAGAAUUCCUGAAAAAUGGAAACCUGGAAAAUUUGAUAUUGCUGGUAACAGCCACCAGCUUUUUCAUGUACUUGUAGUUAUAGCUGCCUACACACACUACAGAGCUGGCCUUAUAUAUCUUCAGUGGAGGGAUGCAAAGGGGUGUUAAAUUUUUGCUUAGGCAUUGUUGUGAAAACUUGUAUUAUACUUCCCAAUAACAGACUCUGUAUGUAGCCUGCAUGCCUUUCCGAUAACUAUAGGCUUUAGAUUAUUGAAUAAAUACCAUAUCAUCAUCGGAUCAUUCCUAAACGAGGAGAUUGUUUCCAUGCUGACCUCUGGCUGUCAAUUGUAUAUCAUUUGUGCUAUGUGCAUUUUAUUUGAAUGCUUUUGCCAUGGCCUUUCUUACCAUUGAA